GCCUCUCGCCGGGCGUGAAGGGGGGCGGCAUGCGGUGGCCGCGCCCGCGGGCGUGUUUCGCCACCGCUGUGCUCUUCCCUGCUCGCCCUGCCGCCACCAUGGCCCAGCUCCGCGCCUCCUCUUCGUCCGCCACUGCCUUUGACUACCUGGUGCUGGGAGGCGGCUCCGGCGGGCUGGCCAGUGCCCGGCGCGCCGCGGAGCUCGGAGCUCGGGCUGCCGUGGUCGAAAGAGGGCGGCUCGGGGGUACCUGCGUGAAUGUUGGAUGUGUACCUAAAAAGGUAAUGUGGAAUACCGCUGUCCAUUAUGAGUUUAUCCAUGAUCACGCGGAUUAUGGCUUUGAAAUAGCUGAUGUGAAAUUUAAAUGGAGCGUAAUUAAGGACAAGCGUGAUGCGUAUGUGAAGCGACUGAAUGAGAUCUAUCAAAAUAAUUUGAACAAGGAUCACAUAGAAACCAUUACUGGCCAUGCAGCAUUCACACGUGAUCAUGAACCCACGAUCGUGGUUGGUGGUAAGAAAUACACUGCACCCCACAUCCUGAUUGCUACUGGUGGGCAGCCUUUGAUCCCCAGUGAAAGUGAGAUACCAGGGGCAAACUUGGGAAUUACUAGUGAUGGCUUCUUUGAACUUGAAGAGUUGCCCAGGCGUAGUGUUGUUGUUGGCGCUGGGUACAUAGCUGUAGAGAUAGCGGGCAUCCUUGCAACCUUGGGCUCAAAGACGUCCUUGCUUAUACGUUACGAUAAGGUGCUGAGAAAUUUCGAUUCAAUGAUCAGUUCAAACUGCACUCAGGAGCUGGAGCAUGGUGGUGUAGAAGUCUGGAAACAUGCACAGGUCAGAUCGGUGGCAAAGUCAACUUUGGGACGGCUGACGAUUACUGUCACCUCCUCACCUCCCAAUCAGAAACCCACAGUUAGCACGAUUGAGGAUGUUGAUUGUCUCUUGUGGGCCAUUGGUAGAAAGCCAAACACAGAGGGGCUAAAUCUUGGCCAACUGGAUAUUAGGGUAGAUGACGUAGGUCACAUUAUUGUUGAUGAGUUCCAAAAUACCAGCAGGAAGGGAAUCUACGCUGUUGGAGAUGUAUGUGGGAAAGCCCUUCUUACACCAGUUGCAAUCGCGGCUGGAAGGAAACUGGCACACAGGCUUUUUGAAGGUAAAAAGGAUUCUAAACUUGACUACACCAACAUCCCUACAGUGGUCUUCAGUCAUCCACCUAUUGGAACAGUAGGACUAACAGAAGCGGAAGCGAUAGCCUCAUAUGGGGCAGAGAAUGUGAAAACCUAUACAACUUCCUUUAUCCCGAUGUACCAUGCCGUAACUAAAAGGAAAACAAAAUGUUUGAUGAAACUUGUCUGUGUCACUAAACAGGAGAAGGUGGUAGGACUUCAUAUGCAAGGGCUGGGAUGUGAUGAAAUGCUGCAAGGCUUUGCAGUGGCUGUCAAAAUGGGAGCAACGAAGGCGGACUUUGACCAGACUGUGGCCAUUCACCCAACUUCUUCAGAAGAGCUAGUUACACUUCGUUAACAAGGUGAUGCUUCCAAAAAUGUGUUGCCGGAUGGUAAGAACUAAUCUUCACAGAGUCAUGUUUUUUCUUCCUUGUGACUCAAGCCAAGAUUUCAAUCAUGCUACUUUUUUUUUUUUUUACUGCUACUUCACACUGACGGGAAUACUUACCUGCAGACAAGUCCUGGAAAACCAGUGCUGUCAUUGAGACCUAUAUACUUGGUCAUGAUUAAUAUUUGAAAUAAUAAAAGUGAUUUUAAACCA
Elgaria multicarinata webbii is the source of this 1760-nucleotide messenger RNA. It is a transcript of the gene GSR, whose product is annotated as glutathione-disulfide reductase. Gene Ontology annotation, biological process: glutathione metabolic process; cell redox homeostasis; cellular response to oxidative stress. The record is from RefSeq and is a predicted model, not a curated record. The transcript has 13 exons. Gene Ontology annotation, molecular function: flavin adenine dinucleotide binding; NADP binding; glutathione-disulfide reductase (NADPH) activity. NCBI's taxonomy places the organism in Eukaryota, Metazoa, Chordata, Lepidosauria, Squamata, Anguidae. Bases 30 to 1517 code for a protein of 495 amino acids. Gene Ontology annotation, cellular component: cytosol; mitochondrion.